AUGCGGAUGCCUUCGCUCUCCUGGGGCGAGUGCUGGCGCGAGUGCGCGUGGCGAACUGUGUACUGCGGGCUGAGUGCGUGCGAGAGAAUGGCGAGCACGCACGCCGUGCUGUCGCCGAUCUUUCCCCCGCUAGAUGUCGUCAUUGCCGCUCCCACUGCGACAUGCAGACUUUUCCCCAAUGUCCCCGCCGCGCCUGGAAUGCCUUGUGCCGGGGAAGACAGAAGCAUAUACAGGCGAGGCGCGCGGCGCUGGCGGAAGCUCUAUCGCGUCAACGGACACAUCUUCCAGGCGAAGCGCUUUAAUAGGCGAGCCUUCUGUGCCUUCUGUCAAGAUCGUAUUUGGGGCCUGGGGCGGCAAGGCUUCAAAUGCAUUCAGUGCAAGUUGCUGGUGCACAAGAAGUGCCACAAGCUCGUGCAGAAGCCGUGCUCCAACGAGCACGUGGACCCGAUCGAGGUGAAGGACGACGCCAACGGAGAGAGCGCGCUCGGCAGAGCUCCGUCUGUCAGAUCUCGUGCGGACCCCGAACCCCCAUUACCUGAGACUCCGCCGGCGCCGGUAGCACCGCCCGUCAGGAAUGAGGAUUUGGAGCCUGGCUCGCAACGCCAGUAUUCGCUCGAAGACUUCGAGCUCAUCAGAGUCAUCGGGCGAGGGUCCUACGCGAAGGUGCUCAUGGUGGAGUUGAAACGGACUAAGCGCGUGUACGCCAUGAAAGUGAUAAAGAAGGCGCUCGUGACGGACGACGAGGACAUAGACUGGGUGCAGACGGAAAAGCACGUGUUCGAGACCGCUUCCAACCACCCCUUCCUCGUGGGCCUGCACUCGUGCUUCCAAACGCCAAGUAGAUUGUUCUUCGUCAUCGAGUUCGUGCGCGGCGGAGACCUCAUGUUCCACAUGCAGAGACAGCGGCGCCUGCCCGAGGAGCACGCGCGCUUCUACGCGGCGGAGAUCUCUCUCGCGUUGCAUUUCCUGCACGAGAGAGGCGUCAUCUACCGGGACCUGAAGCUGGACAACGUGCUCUUGGACCACGAAGGGCAUAUCAAGCUCACCGACUACGGCAUGUGCAAGGAGGGCGUGAGGCCGGGCGACACGACCUCCACCUUCUGCGGCACGCCAAACUACAUAGCGCCGGAGAUCUUACGCGGGGAGGAGUACGGCUUCUCCGUGGACUGGUGGGCUCUGGGGGUGCUCACGUACGAGAUGCUGGCGGGGCGCUCGCCCUUCGACAUCUCGCACGCCGCCGACAAUCCCGAUCAGAACACUGAGGAUUACCUCUUCCAGGUGAUAUUAGAGAAGACAAUUCGUAUUCCGAGAUCCCUAUCGGUGAAGGCGGCGUCGGUCCUCAAAGGCUUCCUCAACAAGAAUCCUGUGGAGCGACUCGGCUGCGGCGAAACCGGUUUUCGGGAUAUCGUCAACCAUCCGUUCUUCAAGAGCAUCGAGUGGGAGAUGCUCGAGCAGAAGCAAGUGGUCCCGCCCUUCAAACCGCGCUUGGAAGGAGAGCGGGAUCUCGCCAAUUUCCCGCCGGAAUUCACCGACGAGCCCGUGCACCUCACGCCCGACAACGACACCGAGAUAGCGGACAUCGACCAGACUGCGUGUGACAACACGCCUGUCUGCUGCACCCAUACCACGACCACAAGCAGGCGUACGGGUACGGCGCGGAAUCGUCUUCGUCGGACUACGAUUCCGUAUGUUCUGAGCGGCCUUCGCGGAAGCCCACGCUGCUGCAGCACAUGUUCUGCUUGCCGCUCAACUGACGCACCACAAAACCAACCGACGCACCCGACAGAGAUUCGGCUUCGACCUCGACGCGACAGCAUUCCGACGACGCGAAGUCCGCCAAACGCGUCGUAUCGUCCGAUGCCGGCGUUUUGUGAAAUGUUGCAUUCCUUUUCCCUUCUCGUGUACUUAAAUAGUGCCUAA
Messenger RNA from Leptosia nina, 1920 nucleotides. Lineage: Eukaryota; Metazoa; Arthropoda; Insecta; Lepidoptera; Pieridae. The record is from the annotation of a GenBank genome assembly.